Molecule: messenger RNA, 564 nt
Organism: Echinococcus granulosus
Lineage: Eukaryota; Metazoa; Platyhelminthes; Cestoda; Cyclophyllidea; Taeniidae
Product: Arginyl-tRNA--protein transferase
Exons: 2
Coding region: 1-564 (187 amino acids)
Biological process (GO): protein arginylation
Cellular component (GO): cytoplasm
Molecular function (GO): arginyl-tRNA--protein transferase activity
Source: RefSeq, a predicted model, not a curated record
AUGUACAGUGGUUCUUGUUUCAAGGUCAUGAUUGAGGAGCAGCCUGCGCCAUUCAAAUCGGACUUGGAUCAUCUGAUUUUCGGGAUAUGUAUUCCACCAGAAAUUGCUUUUGUUCGCCAACUGCACCGCACUUAUGGGUCGGCUGUUCCGGCGUACACCGACUUCACUCAGUACUACAUGGGCUACUACAUUCACUCCUGCGCCAAAAUGCGUUACAAAGCCCAGUAUUUCCCCUCCUACCUCGCCUGUCCCGAGACGUAUGCAUGGGUUGCGCUGGAGAAGUGCCGGCGCCUGCUAGAUCGAAGCAAGUACGCCCGAUUCGCAGCUGGGGAUGUGGAGAAGGCGUCAAGCGUGGAUGUCGGCAAGGCAGUUAUUCUCUUUCCUUUCUCUACCCCCUUGGCAUCGCUUCUUCCACCAUCCCAAUUCACCGUCGAAGGCAACGUCAUCAUUACAACCGCCGCUGCUGCCAUGCGACUGCUCACCAAACAUGGCUUCCGCCUGUUGCAGGAUUGGAUUAACUUGGUUUGUUCUACUGGCACUAUGCGCAUCGACUACUCCCAUUGA